Molecule: messenger RNA, 824 nt
Organism: Scaptodrosophila lebanonensis
Lineage: Eukaryota; Metazoa; Arthropoda; Insecta; Diptera; Drosophilidae
Gene: Karl
Exons: 5
Coding region: 72-791 (239 amino acids)
Source: RefSeq, a predicted model, not a curated record
GUAAAAACAAAAAAUCAAAUUGCUGCAUUUAUUCUCUAUCGUUAAAUCGGUCUGUCGCUCUCUAUUACACGAUGACGUCAUUGGCCAAGACUGCGCUUUGGUCGCUACUCGCAUUGCUAAUCGCAUUGCCGAGCACCAUUUCCUGGAUGAAGUACAACAGCUAUACGGCCAAUAAGAAGCGCACAGAUCUGCGACGACGCUGUCCAAAAGUCCGCGAAAUACGCAACUUUGACUUGGAAUCGAUGAUGGGUUUCUGGCAUGUGGUCCAAUAUUAUGCCUCCACCGAGGAGUUACCGGAAUACGCGUGCAUGCGCAGCAUCUUCGGAUGGAAUGCCGAAGAGAAACACAUAACCAUGAACUUCACCUACAUUUUUGCGGAAGAUCCAUUGCGGGAGAGCUUGCAGGGCAACAUUACAUGGAAUAUACCGAAUUUUGAGUCUCCCGGCCAUUGGAUGCACACCGAGGACAUUUAUGAGGGAAUUUACAACACCUAUGUGCUAGACACAGACUACAAGUCCUGGGGCCUAAUCAUGCAUUGUGCCGAAAAGAAGAAACAUCCACGGUAUCUUUCUGCUCUAUUGCUAUCACGAGAACCCACCCUGGGCGACAAUGUCAUUAAUUUCCUAAGAGAGAAACUUCCACGCUAUGAUAUUGAUUUAUCCUUCAUGUUUCCAAUCAACCAAACCUCUUGUGAGUCCCGAACGGAGUCUAGCAGUAACGAUCCGCUAGCAUAUAUUCUGGAAGAUCGUAAAUAUGCUAAAGAUAUGUUCAAAGUUAUCAAUCAGCCGUAAUAAACAAUAAUACGAAAUCAUUGAUAUUUUAAA